ACAACAACACAAACAACAACAACAAAUCAGUUCAGCUGACAAAUAGUUGAAUCAGUCGAAUCAGAGAAUCUGCUCAACAUUCUCGAUAUCGUCAGUCGUCAUUGGCAGCUCGAGCGGUUCUGUCGCGUUCUCCCCUUAAGUUUGCAAAGCUGCAAGGAUCUGCUGCAAGCGAUAUAAACUGCAGGCGGUCUUCUUAUCGCCGCCGUCGGUGUUCGACUUUUGACACGGUCUCCCGCCCCUGCCACCGCCCACACUCCCACAAACUGAUACUGACACACAAACUGCGAUUUGAAAUGGCGAGCCCGUGCCGCCAGUGCUAAUGAUGUCGCGUCGAGAGCUGGGCCAGCGUCAUCGAAUCCGUUCCGGCAAACCCAGUUGCAUGCCCAGGCUCAAUUCCAAGUCGCGUCUCGAGUGUGUGAGAGUUUCUACUGUGCUUGUGUCGAAUUUGCGUCUCCACUGUGGCCAUUAAGUUGGCAAGUUGGCAACUCUGUGGCGAUAAUCGAAAAUCAAAGCGUGCUUUAUGCCUUAUCGCAAAUUAUUUAUGUACGAGUAUAAUAAUUGAUGCAUUGCCAAGACCAAGACCAACCAAGACCAAUUAAUGCCAAAGCGAACUCUAAACGCAUAUAAAACUAAAACUAAAACUAAAACUAAACUAAUAAAUAAAGUCCAGAACUCACAGAACUAAAAGCAAUCAAAUAAUCGAUCGACCAAAAGAUCGCCAACUUUCAUCAUGGACUUUCAAAGCGCAAUGGAAACCUUCGCUGAAGCCUGGGUGGCGGCCAACGCCGGACAGCAGAGCCAAGCACUGGCCCUCACCCGAGCAGCCAAUGCGGCGGCUGUGGUGGCUGCUGCCAACGCCAAUGUCAAUGCCAAAUCACCCUCGGCUGCCGCCAGUCUGAUGGACAUGGUCGUCAAGAAGGAACACUCAUUGUCGCCAUCGCACAGCGUCAUCACCGAAGAGGCCGGCACUGGACCUGGUCAGUUGCAGCACAGACGUGCAUCCCUACAGGGCGUGCAGGAGAAGCUCACCCAGCUGCAGAUGCAGCAUCAGCAUCAUCAGCAGCAGCAGCAACAACAACAGCAGCAGCAGCAGCAGUCACAGUCUAGCACAGAGUCAGCGAAUGCCGCAAGUCGACGUUCCGCAGAGGGCAGCCCGCCGGCCUUGGGGCUUGGGCCGCACCAGCACCAACAAAAACAACAGCAACAACAACAGCAGCAACAGCAAUUGCAUCAAUCACAGCAGCAACAGCAACAGCAACAUAUGCACAACUCGGAUGCUGGCAGCAGCAUUGCGGUGUCCUCAUCGACGGGCUCUAGUCAGAAUGCAUCCCUCGCGGCGACGCCGAAGAGUGAGCGCGAGGAGCGUGGCAGCAUCUCCUGCCUGCCACCCGCUGCUCUGGGCAUGGCCGUGGGCGUGCAGGCCCAGCAGCAGGCCGAGAAGCUGCUCAGCCAUCCGGCUCUGGAUUCCCGACGUGACUUCGAUGUCAGCAAAGUGAAUCCGAAAUCGCUUCCACUGCACUGCGUGGUUGAGUCUGUGCACUCGCUAAAUGCCUCGCUUACCAUUGACACACGCCAGCCGUGGAAACGUCGGCCCAACAUUGAGACAGACAGCUACGUGAUCAUUGCAGCUGCCACGCCAUGGAGCGAAAUAGUGCAAACGGCGCUGCAGCGUCUCGGCUACUCGCAGGAGGUGGCCAACACAGCAAGAGGCUCCCUGAUUAUCAAACAUUGGAAGCCCAUACCGCUGGAACAGAUCUCCGAUAAUCCGGCAGUGCCGGUCAGCGAUAUUGUGGGUGAACUGACCUCAGUUAUAACGCUACGCAUUGUCAUAUUGCGUCCGAAGACAUCCCCCUUUGGCGAGAUUAAGGACAAGCUGCUCAAGCUGCUUGUGCUGCAGUCGCAUGCACUGCUCCGAUCCACCGGCUGCCCCCUGGACGAGGUUACUCUCUCGCAGAUUUGCCGCAGUUCACACCAGAAUACGUAUGCAUUGCCUGGCGGCGAGAUAUCCGAUGAGCUGCGGCGCAAGUUCGACCAGUGGUGGUCGAAUCAGCUCUCUCCGCAGUCCGCGAUGACACCAAAGAUGCUGCCGUUUAUGUCGGCACCCUCAACGGUCCCAGUGGUGCCCGGCGAUAUGGACUUCCCGGUGGGCACAGCGAUGGCUGCCGCUGCUGCUGCGGCGGCACAUGCGGCUGCAGCUGGCGCUGGCGCUGCUGCCAACCCUUUGGGCGCCAUGAGCAGUCGGGAAUCGUUACUGCUGGCCAACGAAGCGGCUGUUGCGGCGGCCGCGGUGGCAGCACACCAUCCAAAUUCAGCUGUUAGCCAGGCUGCACAGGCGGCUGGCCAUCAUGGCAGUAUGCUCGUCCAUCCGAUGCACGCAUCGAUGCAUCAUCAUCACCAUGCGGCAUCGCAUGGCGCUCAGUAUCCCAGCCAGAAAACACGCAUGCGCACCAGCUUCGAUCCGGAGAUGGAGCUGCCGAAGCUGCAGAAAUGGUUCCAGGAGAAUCCGCAUCCCUCGCGCCAGCAGAUUCAGACCUAUGUGGUGCAGCUGAACGCUCUGGAAUCGCGACGCGGUCGCAAACCCCUCGAUGUGAACAAUGUGGUGUACUGGUUCAAGAACGCACGUGCCGCCCAAAAGCGCGCUGAGAUGCGUGGUGGUAGUCUUGGCAAUGCGAUGAGCGCCUUGGGCCAUGCGGCCAUGAAUGGAUAUCUGAGUCAGCAUGCACCGCUCGGUCAGAACUCGAGCAGCAGCGCUGGUAGCCAGCCGCUCAGCAUGGGCAAUCUGUCCAUGUCGCACGAUUAUCUCAAGAGCCCGAUGAGCCUCAAGUCUGAGGAUAUAGACACCAUGUCGCAGCACUCCGAUGAGCUGGAGGAGGAGCCCAGCAGGCCUGGAACGCCACAGUUACCGCUGUCGCUGACCACGCACGAGCGGCAUCGCAGCACGCCCAUGCUGGAGGAUGAGGAUGAGGAGGAGCGUACUGGCGAGCAUCAUCAACAGCAGCAGCAGUCCGCACAGCAGCCGCAACGCUCUAAGAGUGCCGGCAGCGAUGUUGUCAAUGGCUUGGAUGAGGAGCGCGAGGAGAAGACCACUGUUGUAAAAGCAGGCGAUGAAAACGAAACACAUGACAAUUCCAAUUCCAACUCCAAUGCGCAUCCAAGUGCGAUUCUCGAGCCAGCUGGCGAUGAAGUGAAUUCUAACAACAACAACAAUAACAACAACAGCACACAAAAUCAGAGCAACAGCGAACAGGAAGCAGGGGGAGCCAGCACACCCAAGCGCAGUACGCCCAAGGAGGAGGAUGACGACCUUGACAUGGAUGAGGAUGAUGAGGACAAUGAAAACGAUGUCAGCCAUCUGGAUGGGUUUCGUUCGCCCUCGCCCGACAUGGGCGGCAGCGUAACACCGCACAAGGAUCAACUGCCAUUUCCCAUGGUUCCCAACUCGAUGUUCUCGCAGUCCUUCAUGUACAUGAGCCACUAUAUACCGGCCUUCGGUCAGGCAGCAGCUGGCCAUUCGCAUGCCCAUCAUGCGGCAGCUGCUGCGGCCGCCGCUGGCCUGCAGCCGAAUGCGCUGAUGGGCGGAGCGGGUCUCAAUCUGUCGAGUAUAUCGAAUGAGGAGCGACGCAAGCGCAAUCGCACCUUCAUCGACCCGGUUACGGAGGUGCCCAAGCUGGAGCAAUGGUUUGCCAUGAAUACGCAUCCCUCCCACAACCUUAUCCUCAAGUACACCGAGGAUCUCAACACCAUGCCCUACCGCCAAAAGUUUCCGCGACUGGAGAGCAAGAACGUGCAGUUCUGGUUUAAGAACCGGCGGGCCAAGUGCAAGCGUCUCAAGAUGUCGCUCUAUGAUAACAGCCAGUGCAACCAGCUGGGCGGCCUGAGUUCGUUUGUGCCCAAAUACGAGGAACGCGAUUAGUUGCGACAAGAGUAUUAAAAUCAAAAUAUUGGAACAUUUGUCAGGCCAUCUUACCGCUUGCUAGAAGCAUUUGUAAAUAAACCUGGCUACCAACAAAACAGAACUACAUUUCUAUUUAAGAGUUAAGUCCUAUGCAGCUAUGACAAAAACAAACAACAAAAAAAAACAAACAAACAAACAAAAAAAGAUGAAAAAUGCAAACAAAAAAAAAAAAAAACUUAACAUAAUCCCGUAAGCAAACUCUCUACAAGUAUUAUAGCAGGAGGUGUACCAGUUGAUGACCCAGUAACAAACACACUUUCGGUCCCAGUAAGCUAGGCAGUUGCCGCGGAAUAUUUAGCAAAAAUUAGUUAAAAAUUAUACUUAGAUCAACUAAUAGUACUUUAAUUUAUUUACGCAGAAACAUUUUGACAAACGACUUAGCUUAGCAUGACCUAAUCAAAUAUAUCUAAUAGCACUCUAUAUUUAAAUAAGUUUAAUUAUCUAUCAAUUUGCGAGUUAGGCGUGUAACCAAAGAAAGCUAAUUUCAUCUGUAAAUAUGUAUGUUAUGCCUACCUAUUCAAUAUUAAUAUACGACUAGUUACGAGCAUUGGGAAUUUCUCGUUUUUAAAUACUUUGUCUAAUUUCUAAAAGUUUUUGCCUUAUUUAAAUUCGUUUUCCAGCUUAGCACAUAUCUUUGGCUCAUUGAAUGUAAAGAGAAAGAAAAAAAAACAAUAAUAAUUAAAUAUUAUCUUUAGUGGAUUUCGUUGUAUAUCUUGGUAUUUAAUACCUGCAAAAAAAUAUAAAGCUACAGCCAACUAAAUAAUAAUAUUUUGUUUCGAAAAUAUUCAGCAGAUGUUUCAACUAUUCCGUUGUGUAUUUAACUAAUUAAAUUUCAGGAGUUUGAUAACAAUUACGAGUAGAUUCACAUUUAUAUCUACACUUAAACAUGUUUAACGAAUUGUUCCACUAGAUCCAUAAGCAUACAAAUCGAAAAUAAAAACAAUUUAAAUUUACUUGUAAUUUAUUGAAAGCAUGAUAACACACAAACAAAUAAAUAUUACAGAUACACAUACAUUAUAUUAUAAUAUGUAUUCCCAGCAAUUAUUAAAUAAUUAAAUAAAUACAAUUUUAAAU
Drosophila grimshawi is the source of this 5029-nucleotide messenger RNA. RefSeq names its product polycomb protein Asx (gene dve). Gene Ontology annotation, biological process: chromatin remodeling; regulation of transcription by RNA polymerase II. The record is from RefSeq and is a predicted model, not a curated record. Gene Ontology annotation, molecular function: DNA-binding transcription factor activity, RNA polymerase II-specific; RNA polymerase II cis-regulatory region sequence-specific DNA binding. The transcript is spliced from 6 exons. NCBI's taxonomy places the organism in Eukaryota, Metazoa, Arthropoda, Insecta, Diptera, Drosophilidae. Bases 731 to 3913 code for a protein of 1060 amino acids.